Molecule: messenger RNA, 567 nt
Organism: Enterobius vermicularis (human pinworm)
Lineage: Eukaryota; Metazoa; Nematoda; Chromadorea; Rhabditida; Oxyuridae
Source: the annotation of a GenBank genome assembly
AUGGCGGCUCCUCAUCGACUCACUAAUUUCUUGUUAGUCAACUGCUUACUCACCUUACCAACAAAAUCCCAGGUAUUCUGGUACGGCGAUGAACGAGCUUAUCUGCAACCACCGUCCUCACAAGGAUUCUUUGAUUUGGCGUACAUAGAAGGAUGCUCACAAGGUAUAGAAAGCAAUGCAAUCCCAAAAUACGCCUAUUUUGGGUCAAUGAUCGACUCAUUAUUCCUUAAUACUCAUGCUGAAUGCUUGCUUCAGUGUCUUCAAACUAGAAGAUGCAAGGCUGCCAACUACUUUGUUACACUAUUUUCCAAAUUAAAAGGUUACUGUGAAUUACUGUCUGAGAGUCAGUUGGAUAAUCCAAGAAAAAUGCGACCUUUCACUCAGGCCACUUAUUACGAUAAUAUUAAAUGCCCAGAAAAUAUUGUAGACGAAUUCAACGAAAAUCCUUUGCACAAAUCUCGUCCAUCUCGUAAGUUCUACAAUAUCAAAGCAUUUUUUUUAACUUUUACAGGUUCCUUCAUUGAGAUCCAUUUUAUUGACAACGAGAAACGAUACGGAACAGAAUGA